AUGCCUCCAACCACCCCCGCCGGCUCGGCGCACUUUAAUUCGCCAAAGCCGACCUCUGGUGUAUCCUCGGCCUCCAACUCUCAGGAGGUUUCCCAGGAUUCUGCAACUGGCGAGAUCGUCACUGCUCAGCGUAACGGCAGCUCAGCUGUCGAACCGUCUGAUUACGCUUUUCUCACUGCUGGCGAAGGUACUGAUUACUACCUUGAGGUGUUCAAGCGCAGACGCAUCAUUCACAAUCCAACCGUGCAGCGUCUUGCUCAGCAGCAUCUCGCUCGCGCCAGCUUCAACAGUGAUUCUGUUAAGGCCUUGUUCAACUCUGAACCUUCUGCUACCACCAGUGAUCAGCCUCAAUCCAACGGAAACGCAAGCAUGCCUGCAAUGGCCACAAGCUUUGGCCCCAGUCCUUUCAACAACAUCGCUGGCCUUUCAGGACCUGAUGGACCUGUCCGCCACCUCCAGCCUCCUGAAUUGCCGCCUGUUUUCACUGGCAACACUGACAACCAACGCAUCCUUGAUUUCAUUGAAUCUACUGGAAGCGCUUCCCGCGGCGUUGGUGUCUCGCGUGUUCCAUUCAACCCUCAGCCCACUGGCUUCAUGAUCCCUGGUCUCGGCGCUCUGGUCAAGCCUCUCGAUCUCGACGACAAGAAGACCACUGUCUCAUCUCUAACUCAGACUCGCCCACUUCUGGCUGAACCUCACUCACACGAUCAUGAUGGUUCUUCAGACGUCUCCGACCUUCCUCAGCAGAGUGCCUCUAACGCUGUCGACGCGUCUGUUACCCAGACCCCGUCCAAGACUCUUGCUGCUGAUCAGACCGAAAAGCCUUUGAUUCAGGACCCUGCCUCACCCACUGCUUCCGCUGCUCCAAACAAGUUGCAGGUCACCACCUCUCCUCCAGAUGCCACCAAGGACGUAGAAUACGUUCGUCCUUCAGGUCCGCCACCUGUCUGGGUUCAGAAGCAGGCACCUCGCAGCUUCAAGCAGGUUCGUGCUCAGAACAACAACUACUCUUUCGAGACUUUUGGAGGAGCCAGCUCGAUCCUCAGUGGCAUGAACCCUGACCACUACUCGAUGCCCUAUGGCUCGCAAGUGGUUGCCAUUAAAUGCCCCAAUCUUGAUGACAUUCUUAUGUCCCAUCAGACUGGAUUCUGGGCCACUAACCAGAACGUCAUGACACGCAUCAUGGGUCUGCACACCAACCGCGAGGACCCCUCGAUGAAGACUCUGUUCCUCUGGUCGAUGCCCGGCAGCAAGCACUUUUGCGGUCUUUCAGAGCUUCAAGCUUUCGACCCCGAUGUCAAGACCGACUUCUGGGACAAGGAGACUGGCAAGUGGGUCAAACUCCAAGGCUCAAUGAUGAUCUCGUGGACAUACAACAAGCUUGUCCCCUAUGAGGAGGUCAUUCCUCUUGUCGAGGGCAAGAUCGACCAGGUAUCAAUUACUCAGAUGUGGAAUGGAAUGUACUACACCGAAGGCACCGGCCGCGAGGUUGUCAAGGCCUAUGUCGAGGCACCUCACGUGGAGAAUUUGCUUGCUGCACCUACUGUAGACUUCUUCCGCCGUGCUAUGGAGCACAGCAAGAUUGCCACAGUUCCUCCUGUGGGUCCCAGAUUGUUUGGUCGUGGAAGCUACCGUGGUCGUGGUACCUACAGACCCACCCGCAGAGGAACCAUGGAGAGUGGCAAGUCCGACGGCAGAAUCCAGCCUGCAUCGAUCCCAGGCUCGGUCACUAAGCAGGAGGGCAAGAGAACCGUCUGCGCUGAGUCCGACGCUGCAUCGCCUGAGCAGCACCAUGACCGCGGCAAGCCUGAACUCCAGAUCUUGCCUGUCCUCAAGUACGCCGAUGGAACCAUGACUACUGCCCCGGAUGCUCAUGGAAAGACCAUGCCUGUCACUCCUCACAAGAAGCUUGCCAGCACGGAAAUUUCUCUCGCAGAUAAGUCCAACUUGCUGGGCCAGCUUCAGGCUCAAAGCUCCCGUAUUGAGGCAUCUCACUCGCUGUCUCGGGUUCAAGCUUCCCGCGUUGAAAGAUCCAACUCGCUUGCUCAGACUCAGAGCGGUCACACCCUGCAGAGCUCUAACGUGCCUCCUGUCAUGCGCAACUCUGCCACUAUUGGCACAAGCUUGCCUAGCAACGAACAGAUCAUCCACCGCAAGUCCGGUUCGAUCUUCAAUGAAGGUGGUAACAACCGAAUCUCUUUCGAGAUGCCCCCUCCACGUAAGCCUUCUGUUGCCCAGCAUGACCCUAACAUUCACUCGGAGCACUACGACUUCAGCACUCCUCGUACUAUGCCGACCAACAGAUUCAUGCACAACAUCAGCACUUGGUCGUACAACUCGGUGACUACUCCUCCUCAGCCUGUUGCCCCCAAGACGCCUGUCAGCCAGUCGCGCAGUCUGUAUGAGCUGACUACCAGCCCCUUGGACAACUCGGUCUAUGGCACACCCACUCGCCACGGCGUCCGUCUGCCUUCCACACCUAGCCGUGUCGGCUCUCAGAGCAAGAUGACCUAUGGCUUUGGACAGGUCCCUGAAAAGCUUCGCACUCCUGACAGCAGUCCCUUGCCUGCCAGAAUCCAGCUUGCUCAGCACAUUGAUACUCCCCGUCCUUCUUCCAGACUCGGCGACGCCGACUAUGAGCAGGACGAAGGCAACAACAAGCCUUACUGGGUGUCGAUGCUUGUUGACAACGAGUAA
Aureobasidium melanogenum CBS 110374 is the source of this 2697-nucleotide messenger RNA. RefSeq lists its product as uncharacterized. The transcript is spliced from 6 exons. Gene Ontology annotation, molecular function: RNA binding. The record is from RefSeq and is a predicted model, not a curated record. The coding region runs from base 1 to 2697 and encodes 898 amino acids. Lineage: Eukaryota; Fungi; Ascomycota; Dothideomycetes; Dothideales; Saccotheciaceae.